Symbiodinium necroappetens is the source of this 912-nucleotide messenger RNA. The record is from the annotation of a GenBank genome assembly. NCBI's taxonomy places the organism in Eukaryota, Dinophyceae, Suessiales, Symbiodiniaceae.
AUGGCUCUUCCCUCUGCACUGCUGGACACACUCGUGGACAAAGGGUUCAACUCCAUGGCUCUGCUGGCCUUCGCCGUGCCGGACGAAGCGGCCUUGGAGCACUUCACCGUCUCGAUUGUGGGACGCCCGCUGGGAGCUGAUCCAUCGGCCCCACUUCUCACAGCGGAUGCUGCUGCACUGCGGAGGCUUUACAAUCUGUGCAAGUCUGAAUGUGCAGGAGUUGGACCUGCUCAGCCCUCUGCAUUGCCGCCGGCGGGCCCGGGAAAGAGAAUCUUCUCCAAGGAGGAGAUUGCGGAGCUUAUGCAGAAGUUCAUGAAGGCCUAUCCAUCAGAACUCGUUCGCAAUGACAUCAUGCCUUCAUCUCCGUUUCUUGCACUGGUUCGUGAGCAUCUUGACUCCAAGCGUUUCAGUUGGAUCCCCUGGAGACUGCGUUCCUCUGCAUUCGACGAGGAGAGGUUUCUGGAGCAGCGUCGCCCUCGGACGGACGCCAAACUCCUGACUCGCCUUCUUCAAGAAGGCCAACCUGAGGAGGAGUGCACUGCAUCUGUUCCUCAGUCCGGCCCGGUGGAGCCUAUCGUGCGUCGGUUUUGGGACCUGCUGAUGUAUGCCGUUGCACUGCAUGAUGGUGCCCACUUGUUGCAUCUGAGGAAAGCAGCUGAGAAGUUUCUCAGCAUUGCUCUUGCGGUUCCCUCAGACCGCAACAUGCGGCCUCCUUCGCUGCAGGAGAUUGCCGAAGCCGACCGUGCACUCUGGAUCGGCGUCGCCUCCAUUCAGGCUGACCAGGGAUGGUCGCUGACCGACGCCCUUGCAGAAAUGAUUUUCGCGCGCCCGGACGUGUACACUGCAUUCAUUGGCGCCGCGAUUGAAACCGGCGACGCCUCCUGCUCCUCCUGCUGCAUCGGGUGCCAAUAA